Rhizoctonia solani is the source of this 3597-nucleotide messenger RNA. RefSeq names its product glycoside hydrolase family 38 protein. The record is from RefSeq and is a predicted model, not a curated record. Bases 1 to 3597 code for a protein of 1198 amino acids. NCBI's taxonomy places the organism in Eukaryota, Fungi, Basidiomycota, Agaricomycetes, Cantharellales, Ceratobasidiaceae. Gene Ontology annotation, molecular function: alpha-mannosidase activity; carbohydrate binding. Gene Ontology annotation, cellular component: fungal-type vacuole membrane. The transcript has 32 exons. Gene Ontology annotation, biological process: mannose metabolic process; oligosaccharide catabolic process.
AUGAUUGGUUUGCUGGUCCUGACUCCUUGUUUAGCGCUGAUGCGUCACGUGGACAAAGACCACCGCACGGACCAUCCCCGCGGCUCACAUGACCGAACGCCCCAGCCCGGUAUUGUGAUACAACCACAACGAAUCGACGGCAUGGGAGGAACUCAUCAUCAUCAUCAUGGGCAUAUGGGUUAUGGACACCAACCAAAGGACGCGCAUUCAUACCCGGAAUUGAAUUUCGGAGUUGGAAGUAAAUGGAUAAAAAACCUGACCAAGGAUAGAGUCAAAAAGUUUACAGAUGGCAGCUUUGCUUCUCUCAACUUACCGGCUCUCAUGUUUACUCACCGUAUUGAUGACGUUGACCAUGUCAAGCUUGAAGUAUGGUCAGCACCUGGGCGCACAAAGCCUACUUUUGAAGAGGCAAUGAAGCAAGACUUCAAGCCGGCAAAGAAAGGGCAGGAAUUUGGCCCCAGUUGGGUAAGAAUGACCAAUCACUGGUGGAAAAUCACGGUUAAAAUUCCAGCAGAGUGGGAAAAGUACGAGCGUGUUCAGUUCGAGUUUGACCCUGGAUGUGAGGCAAUGAUAUUCACUACAUCCGGUGUUCCUCUACAGGGGAUCACCGGUGGCUUCGAAGGAGAUCGCCGUGUCGAAUUCAUACUGGACAAGACCAAGCGCGAGUACAGCUUUGUCAUCGAAAGCAGCUGCAACGGGAUGUUCGGCAUAAGUGGAAUAGCCCCGCCAGACCAAAAUCGGUAUUUUACUCUGGCGUCGGCGGACCUCGUCGUCCCCAAUCAAGACGCAUGGCACCUGUUUUGGGACUUUACUACACUGCGCGAAAUCAUCGACACACUUCCGGGCAAUUCACCUCUUCAAAACAUGGCCCUUAGGACUGCAAAUGAGAUUAUGAACGAAUUUCAAGUUGACGACCCGGACACUAUUGCAAAGUGCCGCAAGAUUGCUGAAAAUGUGUUUGGGGUAAAUUGGGCCAAAGAGGGUGCUGAUGUAUACCAAAAACGGCGAGAAGGGCACGGUGCUGACCGCGAACAAGUAUGGGGAAUUGGACAUUGCCAUAUCGAUACUGCAUGGCUUUGGCCAUACAGUGUUACUCAACAAAAAGUUGCGCGAUCGUGGUCCACCCAGGUAGAUUUAAUGAAUCGUUAUCCGGAACAUCACUUCACUUGUAGCUCGGCUCAGCAAUACAAAUGGCUUGAACAAUUGUACCCAUCCUUGUUCGAAGAGGUCAAGUCCAAAAUCAAACAGGGACUUUUUGAACCAAUCGGUGGUGCCUGGGUGGAACACGAUGGGAAUAUGCCUUCUGGGGAAGCGUUCAUUCGACAAAUGACUUUUGGCCAACGCUUCUUCCAGUCUCGAUUCGGCAUUCGCUGCCGAACUGGUUGGUUACCAGAUUCAUUUGGGCUUUCCGGCUCUAUUCCUCAACUGAUGAGGAGUGCCGGUAUGCAAAGAUUUUUCACUCAGAAACUAAGCUGGAACAAUGUCAACGUUUUUCCACACUCAACGUUUAAUUGGGUCGGAAUUGAUGGCACACAAAUUUUGUGCCACAUGACCCCAGUCGAUACAUACACAGCCCAAGCGACAACCGGCGAUGUACGCAAGGCAGUCACUAAUCACAAGAAUUUGGAGUCUUCAGAUAUGGGGUUGCUAGUCUUUGGAAAUGGAGACGGUGGAGGGGGGCCGCUUGCCAAGAUGCUUGAGAAUCUCCGCCGGGUGCGAGCGGCGGGAAACAACUCACGUGAACUGCCCCUCGUGAAUAUGGGACAUACCACUGAGGAGUUCUUUGAUCGUUUAGAAAAGGAGAGUGGUUAUGGAUCUGCACUCCCCAACUGGCAUGGCGAGUUGUAUCUGGAGUUCCAUCGUGGGACGUACACAUCGCAUGGUUCCAUCAAAAGAGGCAACCGUAAGUCGGAGAUCCUUCUCCGCGACGUAGAGCUCGUUGCUACCCUUGCCUCACUUACGGCUGGAUAUCUAUAUCCAAAACAACGCAUUGACGACUCAUGGGAGAAACUAUUGCUUAACCAAUUCCACGAUGUUCUUCCUGGAUCGGCUAUCGGCAUGGUCUACGAAGAUGCAGAGAAGUUGUAUAGUGAAAUCACGAAAGAAUGCAAGUCGAUUUUGGAAGAAGCUUUCGAUACCCUCCUGGUUGGCUCAACACCCAUCGAUCUCAACACCCCGUUUGAAAUCUCGACCCCAGGCAAAGUCCUCGCGGUUAACACAACCCCCUUCCCGCGUCGUGAGGUUGUUCAAGUCCCACUUCGUAGCUCCGGGGGCAAGAGCCUACGUACUGCUGCGGUCCAGAUCACGUCUGACAGCCAGACUGGGUAUGUCCUCAUGGAUGCUCGUGAUGGGGUUGGCAUUGCGCAGCCCAUCGGACUAUUUGCGGAUGUGAAGCCGGUUUCAGGCAAGUUCCGGAACGACUUUAUUCUAAAGAAUUCUACCGUUUGCAUGACAAUUUCUAAAGGAAGAAUCGUUAGCCUUGUUGAUGUUCAACUCGACCGUGAGCUAAUUGCGCCAGGCAAGACGGGUGGAUUGAUCAUCUUUAGCGACCAACCUAAUUACUGGGAUGCGUGGGACGUUGAGAUACACCACCUCGAGAAGUUCACACAGCUCGAGUUUAACGAUGUUAGGAUCUUGGAGAAUGGUCCAGUUCGGGCAUCGGUUGAAGCCCAAGUCAAAUACGGACAGAGUCUUAUCACAACCACAAUCUCGCUUGAUGCAAUUACUUCCUCGCUUUCUCCUCAAUCCCGAUCAUUUAUCCGUUUCGAUGCCAAAGUUGACUGGCAUCAACGCCACGAAAUUUUAAAGUUCGAAAUCCCGCUUGAUAUUCGUGGUUUGGAGGCUACUUACGAGUGCCAAUUUGGGCAUGUCUCCCGCCCAACCCAUCGCAAUACUACUUGGGAUACGGCCAAGUUUGAAGUGUGUGGCCAUAAGUACGCAGACUUUUCGGAGUAUGGCUAUGGUGUUGCUUUACUCUCUGAGAGCAAGUAUGGAUUUGCGGUUACCGGCAAUGUUCUACGGGUUUCUCUUCUUCGAGCGGCUACUUCGCCAGACGCUGAACAAGACCAAGGCGAACAUUCAUUCAGCUGGGCUGUCCUACCUCACUUGGGACACUUUUUGGAAUCGGAUGUUCCGCAGGUCGCAUAUACCUUCAAUUCUCCGCUCCAUCUGCGAUAUGUUCCUGAUCAAGGUUCAGAUGGCUAUGGAGCCGUGUCGAACUUGGUGCACAAGCCCUUGUUCAACGUUACCGGAGCUCCGAACGUGAUCCUUGAGACUGUGAAACGCGGUGAUGAUGACGACUUUAGCACUAAUUCCAAAGGGGAGCGGACGAUUGUUCUUCGGUUGUAUGAAGCAUUCGGCGGCCACGCGCGGGCGUCGCUUAAUGUCUCUAAGAAACUCAAAGUAUCAAAAGCCGCUAUCACCAACGUUCUCGAAGAUCACAUCGAAGAUCUCAAGGUGGACAAUUCGGAUGACCAAGUUGUAUCAUUCCCACUCAAAUUCCGAGGAUUCGAGGUCGUCACAGUCAAGUUGACCGUGUCCCUCAACAAGGCACAACACAAGUCAUCAUCUUCUGGUGAAGGAUGGGUGCAAGUUUGA